AGACUACGACGGGAACUCUGAUCUCCACGUUGGAAUAACCAACAGUAACGGUGUGGUGUAUCACUAUGACGAAGAGGGCAUCCACAGAGAUGCAACCGGAUGGGAACAGUGCAUCAGUAUCCCACUGGUACAGCCGGACAUGUUUGAGCUGCUUGAGCAGUGGGAUAAGCUCCUGGAGGAGUUCUCGGUGGGAGAGGCCUGGCUUCCUCACAGGUAUGAUGAAGAUGCCCACAACUGCUACACAUACGCACUGGCAUUCGUUAACAGCAUCCUGACCACGCUUGGGAAGCGGCAAAUGAGCAAGAGCGAAUUCACAGAGAAAUUCGUGAUCCCCCACACAAAGAGAGCUUCCAAAUACAUCACUCUGCAUCAGGAGCUGACAGAUAAGGAGUUCUACAUCGUACCCCUUCCCAAGCAGGAAAAUCAGGGCUGA
Messenger RNA from Nestor notabilis (Kea), 433 nucleotides. RefSeq names its product MKRN2 opposite strand (gene MKRN2OS). The transcript has 3 exons. The record is from RefSeq and is a predicted model, not a curated record. The annotation marks the transcript as partial. Lineage: Eukaryota; Metazoa; Chordata; Aves; Psittaciformes; Psittacidae.